GAGCCCCUACUUGAGCGUUUCUACGAGAUCUUGGACCAGUUCUGGACGGACGCUGAUGCUGAUGAUGCUGCUGCCGUUGGCGCGCCAAUGCUUGCGAUUGAGGAUCGGCCAAGACUUGCGAUAGAGGAUGGUGCAGACGGAGACCCGUAUGCAGUUGUUGAGGCCGAAGCUGGGUUGGAAGCUGCCAAGAUUCAUGCUGAGACUGACUCAGAGUAUGCCUCGGGGGCAGGUGAAGAGGCUCCUGAGACAGUUGCUCAGGAUGGACGGGCCAGCUUGGCCGAUGCAGCAGUGGAUGACAACUUGGACAGUGGCCUUCCUGAUCAGGGGCAGAUCGAUGUUGCGGCCGGAGAUGACGAAGCGAACCUUGCAGGCAAGGGGCCUCAGGAUUCCACCCUUGCCGGCAAUGAGGCUGAGGAUGGAGCACUCGCUUCUUGCAAAAGCGGAAAGCCUGCAAUGGCUGAUGGAGCUUCCUCUUUGGAGGCUGCAGCAGCAGUGUCUCGCAAGGAGCAUGACUUUAACUUGCCCGAGCCCAGGAAGUUGAGCAUGUUUGACCUCCAGCAGAUGAAGCUCCGCCUAUCCACCCGCAAGGAAGCAAUCAG
Symbiodinium pilosum is the source of this 599-nucleotide messenger RNA. The record is from the annotation of a GenBank genome assembly. Lineage: Eukaryota; Dinophyceae; Suessiales; Symbiodiniaceae.